AUGAAACGUCUUCAACGUCUCAGCGCCGAACAAAGAUGCAAUAUUCACAUACCCUUCAAGAAGCGAGGCUUUCGUGAAAAUGCCUACACCGCCUAUAUACCGCAGCUCGCAGACAGGUUUCCCAGGUCUCUCUCUACUUCUACUCAUCUGUCCAUCAUUAUCAUCAUCACCACCAUUAUCAUCAUCAACAUCAACAUCAACAUCAACAUCAACAUCAACAUCAACAUCAACAUCAACAUCAACAUCAACAUCAACAUCAACAUCAACAUCAACAUCAACAUCAACAUCAACAUCAACAUCAACAUCAACAUCAACAUCAACAUCAACAUCAACAUCAACAUCAACAUCAACAUCAACAUCAACAUCAACAUCAACAUCAACAUCAACAUCAACAUCAACAUCAACAUCAACAUCAACAUCAACAUCAACAUCAACAUCAACAUCAACAUCAACAUCAACAUCAACAUCAACAUCAACAUCAACAUCAACAUCAACAUCAACAUCAACAUCAACAUCAACAUCAACAUCAACAUCAACAUCAACAUCAACAUCAACAUCAACAUCAACAUCAACAUCAACAUCAACAUCAACAUCAACAUCAACAUCAACAUCAACAUCAACAUCAACAUCAACAUCAACAUCAACAUCAACAUCAACAUCAACAUCAACAUCAACAUCAACAUCAACAUCAACAUCAACAUCAACAUCAACAUCAACAUCAACAUCAACAUCAACAUCAACAUACCCGUAACGAUCGCAAUCAAAGCAAUUAUCAAGAUGAACACCAGCAGUGAGGAACCGCGUCAGCAACCCAGUGACGAAGAGUGGGAACCAAAGUCCAUCUUUACCUACACUGAGGCCUAUCAGCAGAACUUCCAGCUCCAGAAUGGUCGACAAGUAAAGAAAGCCAGAAAGCAAGGGGCGACAGCAACCCAAGCUCUCACAAACCCUGAAAAGCCGUGUCCCGUAAGUGGACGCCUCCCAAAAGGAGAGCGUAAGAUUGUUCUCAAGGCCGUUGAAUGGAUCGAUUUCAACUCUUCCCUUGAGGAACUCGGACUCGAUUACGACGAGUACCACGAGUAG
Molecule: messenger RNA, 1083 nt
Organism: Fusarium subglutinans
Lineage: Eukaryota; Fungi; Ascomycota; Sordariomycetes; Hypocreales; Nectriaceae
Exons: 4
Coding region: 1-1083 (360 amino acids)
Source: RefSeq, a predicted model, not a curated record